This is a messenger RNA of Pediculus humanus corporis (human body louse), 1146 nucleotides long. RefSeq lists its product as uncharacterized. Lineage: Eukaryota; Metazoa; Arthropoda; Insecta; Psocodea; Pediculidae. Gene Ontology annotation, molecular function: protein binding. The transcript has 6 exons. Bases 1 to 1146 code for a protein of 381 amino acids. The record is from RefSeq and is a predicted model, not a curated record.
AUGGGUCCUUAUAGUGAGAAUAAUUCAAUUUCUAAUGAGACGCCUAAUAAUGAACUUUUGACAAUGAUUCCUGAACAAGUAAUAACUGAAACUCCAUCGCCAUCCACUCUUAGUGCAACUACUACACCUUCACCAACACUUCAAGAAAUUAUUCCAAUUGUGGAAGAUGCUUUAGAUCCUGUGGAUGAACAAAAUGAUAAUAAUUUUAUAAUUAAUUCGUAUUAUCCUGGUCCUGGAAAUAUAAUGCCAUAUGAUCAUUCACUUCCUGAUUUCAUUAGACAAAUCACCAAUGAACCAAAUCUGGAAAAUCUUCAAUCAUUAAGGUUAAGAAUAAUUUCUACAUGCAUUAGUUUGCAUAGAAUGUCAGCAUACCUUCCCAAUUUAAAAGAACUAGAUUUAGAAGGAAGCAUUUUAAAUUCUUUAAGUUGGGCAUUGUCAACUGGAAUCUUUGGAUGGAACCUUUGGUUUAUCACUUUAAGGAUUAUAUGCUCAAAAAAAUUUAAUUAUGAUGUUAGCCCUUGUUCGAAUUUGCCCCAUAUAAAACACAUUGAUCUAUCUGGGAAUCGCAUCCGUAACAUAAGCUACGCUGGAUUUUUGUCAGUGUGUAGUAAACUUAAAAGCAUAACUUUUACUGGAAAUCCAGCUACAGAACUUCCAGACUAUCGAAAUCACAUCAGAAAAAUUCUUCCUCAGCUUGAAUUACUUGAUGGUGUACCUUUUUCUGCAGAUGAAGCUGCUGAUAAUAACAAAAAUUCUCCAGACCAUGAAAAUUAUCACAACGAAUCAGAAAUUCAAAAUAUUUUGUUUAGCAGUUUGAAUGAUAACAACGUUGAUGAAGAUUCUGCAAACUCAAAUGGUUCUGAUAAAAAAAAUACAGAAAAUGAAAAUCAGUUAAAUUCUGACAAUAAAGAAAUGAUUUCUGGACUUAAUGAUGGAAAAACAACAAUUAAUAAUUCGAAAAACCUUUUUUUGGAGAACAAUAUCGUGCAAGACAAUAUUGACAAAUCGAAUUCGACCAUUAGUGUAAAUGUUUUAACAUCUGGAUCACCAGUACGUGGAAAUUUAAUUGCUGCUUUAAGAAAUAGAAGCAAAGCUUUAAACAACCAGGAAAAGAUAAAAUCAAAAUCGACAACAUUUAUUUUUUAA